AAGCCCUUGGACUGGGGACCCAAACAAAAUUAAACAAGCAGGUGAAUGUGGGCCGGGUCAGACAUGUCCGGUUUAGCUGGAGCUCAUUCUGGAGAGCUGAUAGAGAAGAGUGGUUGUAGUUAGAGUAAUCAGUCAUCAAAACGCUUCUGAAAACCCACCGAAUUCAUGACUCAUCUUCUUCGCCGCUUCAUCUUCCCCUUCUUAUCCCUAAAUGCAAAGCUUAUGACCUCCUUCGCUUCUCUAUCCCAACCUUCCUAUUAUCACAGCCACCGAUUUAACCCCUGAAUUUCCACACCAUUUUCAUCUUCAAUUCUUCAAUCCGAUUCGAUUCGGUGGCGCUAGGGUUCCGACUGAUCGAGGAUCACAGCCGCAGCAGUGAGAUAUGAACACCAACACCAACCACGAGAGCUCAAAUUGCGACGAGCCUCCUGACCUCGAGAAGCAGCAGCUGCCUGACAGCGGCGCUGAGGCGGUCACCUCAGUUCCCGAUUCUUCAGGUGAUGGCACGUCGCCGCCGCUGCUGAACGUCGUGGUUUCGGAGACACCAGCUCCCGUCGCCGGCGAAUCGGCGAAGGAGGUGAAGGGAGAGCACUCCAGAAGCUCCAGUGCUCACGAGCCAUGCAGGGUGUGUCAGCAGGAUAAAGAUGAAGCCUUGAUUGAUCUGGGGUGCCAUUGUCGAGGUGGGCUUGCGAAAGCGCACAGAUCAUGUAUAGACACUUGGUUCCGCAGCAAAGGAUCCAAUAAAUGCGAGAUUUGCCAAGGGGUAGCUAGCAAUGUGUCCUCUCCAGAAUCCCAGCCAACUACAAAUUAUUGGGUUUGGCGAAUCGAAACAACCUAUCGAUCGCAAAACCAAGACCGGGGCUGUCUGAACCCACUUUGGUUGGCAUUCUCAAUCCUUAUAGGCGGUCUGCUAUUGGACGUGCUGAUAUCUGCUACUCUUGGCAUCUCGGCAGUUCCCCUUAACAUUAUCAUUGGCGUUAUUGUGGUCCUUGGGCUUGGAACUGUACUAAGACUUGCCUUGGCGUUUUGCCAUGAGUGGAGUUCCAGAAGAGUUGUGCAGCGGGUGGAAACACAGAGAGUGCCUCUUGGCUACCAUCCUGGUCUUUAGGUAGAACCUGUAAAUAACAAUAAGAAGAUGUAGAAGUACAAAAACUUAACUUUAUUUUGGGUAAAUGUUGAUUACCUCAUAAUGUUCAGCUUGUCAUUUGCUCUGUUUGUCAUGUAGUGUUGAUUACCUCUUAUACCAAAUGUCAGGUAAGUGUUGGAUUGAAUACAAAGAAAACUGGGUUGAUAUAAACCUCA
Messenger RNA from Argentina anserina (silverweed cinquefoil), 1302 nucleotides. RefSeq lists its product as uncharacterized. Bases 383 to 1108 code for a protein of 241 amino acids. The record is from RefSeq and is a predicted model, not a curated record. The transcript is spliced from 6 exons. NCBI's taxonomy places the organism in Eukaryota, Viridiplantae, Streptophyta, Magnoliopsida, Rosales, Rosaceae. Gene Ontology annotation, molecular function: zinc ion binding.